This is a messenger RNA of Coffea arabica (coffee), 2537 nucleotides long. NCBI's taxonomy places the organism in Eukaryota, Viridiplantae, Streptophyta, Magnoliopsida, Gentianales, Rubiaceae. The record is from RefSeq and is a predicted model, not a curated record.
UAUCCAAAGGACAAGAAAGAAAUUCCAAAAGGGGAUAAUAAGAAAUCAUCAGAAGCUAAAGAUGAAUCAAGUGCCGGUGAUCAAGCGAAUGGCCAGGAUAGUUCUUCAAAGCAAUUUCAGAAUUUAAUUAUGCCAUUAUUGUUUAUUGGGUAUGUGCUUUCAUCCAUACUGCUGAGUCCUCGUGAGCAGAAUCAGAUUAGUUUCCAAGAGUUCAAGACCAAGCUACUUGAACCAGGUCUUGUUGAUCGAAUUGUUGUCUCCAACAAAUCAGUUGCAAAAGUUUAUGUGAAGGAUUCAUCUCCUGGUGCUAAUGAUGCUGUCCAAGGUCCUGCAUGUCCCAGUUCCAGAAGAAAUGUGAGCAAGUACAAGUAUUAUUUCACCAUUGGAAGUGUUGACUCCUUUGAGGAGAAACUGGAGGAAGCCCAGGAGGCACUAGGGAUAGAUCCUCACAAUUAUAUCCCUGUGACCUACGCAGACGAGAUGAAUUGGCUUCAAGAGCUUUCGAAGUUUGGACCAACAUUGUUGAUUUUAGCUGCACUUGUCUACAUGGGACGGAAAGUGCAGGGUGGUUUGGGUGUUGGAGGUCCUGGUGGGAAAGGGGCGCGUGGAUCUUUAACAUUGGAAAGGCCACAUGUUACAAAAUUGGAUAAGAACUCCAAAAAUAAGGUUUACUUUAAAGAUGUAGCUGGUUGUGAUGAGGCAAAGCAAGAAAUCAUGGAGUUUGUCCUCCUCAAGAACCCCAAAAAGUACGAGGAGUUAGGUGCUAAAAUUCCUAAAGGUGCUCUACUUGUUGGUCCUCCUGGAACUGGGAAAACACUUCUUGCUAAAGCAACUGCUGGAGAAUCUGAUGUGCCAUUCCUAUCCAUUUCUGGGUCAGAUUUUAUGGAAAUGUUUGUUGGAGUAGGGCGCAGGGUCAGGAGCUUAUUUCAAGAGGCUAGACAGUGUGCACCCAGUAUAAUCUUUAUUGAUGAGAUUGAUGCAAUUGGUCGCAAGGGGCGUGGGGGUUUCUCUGGGGGCCAUGAUGAGCGUGAAAGUACGCUUAAUCAGUUGCUUGUAGAAUUGGAUGGAUUUGGAACCACUUCUGGUGUAGUGGUACUUGCGGACAACAGGCCUGAUAUCUUAGACAAAGCUCUGUUAAGGCCUGGUAGAUUUGAUCGUCAAAUUUCUAUAGAUAAGCCCGAUAUUAAGGGGCGGGACCAGAUAUUUAGGAUCUUGAACAAGUUGAAACUUGAUCAAGAUGCCUCAUACUACUCUCAAAGGCUUGCUGCUCUGACUCCUGGAUUUGCUGGAGCUGACAUUGCGAAUGUCUGCAAUGAAGCUGCUCUGAUUGCCGCUAGGAAUGAGAGUACAGUGAUCACGAUGCAACAUUUCGAGGCAGCAAUAGAUAGGGUCAGGGGUCUGGAGAAGAAGAACAAGGUUAUCAGCAAGUUAGAACGACAAACUGUGGCUUACCAUGAAUCUGGUCAUGCUGUUGCUGGUUGGUUUCUGGAACAUGCAGAACCGUUGCUUAAAGUAACAAUUGUUCCUCGUGGUACUGCUGCUCUUGGUUUUGCUCAGUACGUUCCAAGUGAGAACCUUUUGAUGACCAAAGAGCAGCUAUUUGAUAUGACUUGCAUGACACUUGGUGGUCGAGCAGCAGAACAGGUCCUGCUGGGGAAGAUUUCAACUGGAGCACAAAAUGAUUUGGAGAAAGUUACCAAAAUGACUUACGCCCAAGUGGCAGUGUAUGGUUUCAGUGACAAGGUUGGUCUCCUUUCCUUUCCUCAAAGGGAUGAUACCUUUGAAAUGAGCAAGCCCUACAGCAGCAAGACGGCAGCUAUUAUUGACAAUGAAGUUAGAGAGUGGGUGAGCAAGGCAUAUGAGCGCACUAUACAGCUGAUAGAGGAGCACAAGGAUCAUGUUGCUCAGAUUGCUGAAUUAUUACUCGAAAAGGAGGUUUUACAUCAUGGGGAUUUGGUCCGCGUGCUGGGUGAACGUCCAUUCAAGAGCAGUGAGCCCACAAACUAUGAUAGGUUCAAGGAAGGGUUUAUAGAAGAUGAUAAAGAAGUAGUAAAAGAUUCUCCAGAAGGUAAGUCUGUACAGGAUGAUAGCUCGCCACCUUUGGACCCAGAUGUUGUUCCAGCGUAGUUGGGGGUGAGAGACAGUGGCUUGAAAAUGAGAGCAGGUUGAACACUUUAUACGCCUGAUCUGUUCGCUGCCUGCGCCCUCUAUUUGCAGCACGGUGAAUUUGUAAAUUCAAUGACUUGUGCAAUUAAAAGUUUAGGGGAUUUUAUGUCUUCAACGAAUAGCGUCCUUUAUGCUAUCCCGUUGUCAACAUUGAUAGGUAGUGGAUGUAGUUUUGAGACAAGGUCUCGUGGUUAAACCGGAGAAAAUCUAACUUUUCCAAAAUUGAUACGAAUGGGUGGAUCAUCAGGUGAAUCGACUUUCAGCAUGUCAAACACUGCUUUUGCAGUUUAGCUCACAUCUUGUUUUUACAAUUAAAUGCAUGUAUAAAUAAUUGUUUAAAAAAAUGGUUCCACUGACUAACGUUCUGUUUA